Molecule: messenger RNA, 4565 nt
Organism: Linderina pennispora
Lineage: Eukaryota; Fungi; Kickxellomycota; Kickxellomycetes; Kickxellales; Kickxellaceae
Exons: 1
Coding region: 336-4076 (1246 amino acids)
Biological process (GO): retrograde transport, endosome to Golgi; endocytosis; intracellular protein localization
Cellular component (GO): endocytic vesicle; membrane; Golgi apparatus
Source: RefSeq, a predicted model, not a curated record
AGCUGCCAACUCCCCUCAUCCAUUCUGCUUCUCUGUAUUCGUUUUUCUUUCUAUUCAUUAGCGUUGUCGUUGGAAAAAUGUCCUCACCCCUAGCUUUUGACGACACUCGAUAUGCUGCUCUGUCGUCGCCUGGCGACCGGGAAAUGUUCCUGUUCAAGUGGCUCUCCAAUCUAAACGCGCAUUUGGAAGCAGGCGCAACAACUGUAAGCAUCAAUUCGACAAGCAUUCCGCGAUGCACCCAUUCUUUUCAGUGGAUCUUGCUAAUGAGCCAAUUCCUGUAGGAAUCGCUGAAGGACUGCCAACGGCGGCUGGAGCAGGUGCUGCUGGAAAUAGCCAUGGUUCCACCCGCUACCCACACCAAAGCCAGCAACCGCCUCUCCUGGCUUGGCGGCGGCGGCGGGUCGCCGAACCCAGCUGCGAGUAGUGCAAGGCCUGUGAUCGUGCAGCAGGUGCCGAAGCCGACACGAGUGAUCCGGGAUUUGAUUGCAAAGUGCCUGGCUCGUUUGUACGAAAUCGGGGAUAUGCGCACACUGGGCGAGACCUUGGACGCAAUUCAGGGGGUAAUGCAGGCGAAGAAGAAGACAGUGGAGCGCGAGGCACGGCUGGCCGGGUUUGUGUGCGCCAGUGUACUGUUCGAGGCAUUGGCAAAUAAGGCCGGCUUCCGGUUAUUGAGCUGUUUUAACGACUUUGUGGCCAUUGCACUCAAGGUUAUAAAGACCACCAGCGAGGACAUCUCCGUGCGCGUCGAGGCGACUAGGACUCUGAGCAAGCUGCUGCAGGGCGGUGGGAAGACGGCCAAGGACACCCAGGCCAAGGACAUCAUCAAGUGUGUGCGGCCCAACCUCCAGCACAAGUCGCCACUGCUGGUGCUGGCCACGCUCAACGUGUUCGAGUCGCUUGUGUUCUUUACCACAUUUCUGCUGCCCGAGGCCCAGUUUGACGCUGGGUCGUUUAUUACAUCCUCGUUACAAGAUCUGUUGGCGAGCUCUACUCUGGUCAUUCGCCGUGCUGCUGCCCGUCUGACGGCUGUCUUGAUAUCCAGCACAAUCACUCUAUCUACAGCAACCACGGACACUGCAGCAGAAGCGCCGACUGGCAAGAUCGCUGAUCCAGCAAUCAGGGCAAUUGCAAAGUCGGCUGGAUACCAGCUCAAGGCAGCAUCGGCUAGCACGUCAGUGCGCAACAGCAUGGAGGAGAGUGCUCGGGGUGCCAGCAAGUCGCCAGAGCCGUCGCGCCGCAUGACCCCGUCGCCUAUCGAUGCCAUGGAUCGAAGCAAUAGCGAUACUGCCGCAAGGGACUCGGCAGGCAGAGGACGCAGGGGCACAGUCAGCAUGGUUCGACCGGCUGAGAGCGGGUCAGCGGCUAUCCAAAGCACGCGCUCGUCUAACGACUUGACAGCACAGGUCUCCACAGCUGUCAAAGGCGCAGCGGUUGUAUCGGCAGCUGUCACUGAGGGGUUUAGCAGCGGCGUGUCGCUCGCCCAGGCCCUUACGUGGCUAUCAUCGAUAUUCAUUAGGGCUAGCUCGUCGCGAGAACUACGAGCUGGAAUCAUCGAUGCCUAUGCUGCUUUGUUUGAGGAGCUUGGCACCAACGUUGUCGAGGCGCACUAUGCAGUUAUUCUCAACCAUAUCCUUGUUGAUUUGGCAUCUGCGACCCAAGUGCCCGGGUCAUCAGCAACCGACACACAGACCAGGGCGGCGCGGCCGGGACUGACGCAUGCGAUUGGAACGCCGUCAAACCUCAACUCCAAUGCAUUCACAGAGCAGACAGGCGACAACGCAAUUGGGGUUAUUGGCGCCAUCGAUGCCCGCGCAGAAGCCGACAUUCUGGCAGUACGCACCAUGUGCUCCUGGCUGCUUCGUGUUCCAAUCGCCCAAGAGCUACUGACUGAGGGCGGCAAGAUCAAGGCGGCCCGCGCCAUAUGGAAUACCUGGCUUACUGGCACACUUUCGCCUGACAUUCUCGCCAUGAUUGAAGGCAAUUCGCAGACUACCAGUAUUGCUGACGUCGCUGCAGCUAUGUUCAUUUGGAAGCCAUCGCCGGGCACGUCGACAGGAGGAAGCGAAGUAGCAUUGCUUGUGGCCCUGCGCGAAUGGCGCAUGCUGGUUGAAGACCUCGGUGAGCUGAGUCAGUCUCUCGACAUUUUCCACCCAACCCCGUCCGAGGUCAGCGACAGCUACUACAGCGAUGCCAGCAAAAAUUCGUGGAUGGUCCCGCUGGAGAAUUGGCUUGGGUACCCGAACGAGGCGGUUCGUAUCAGCGCCGCUGCGUGCUUAGGGUCGUUGAUGCGCUAUGACCGACUCCAUACAUCGCGCGUGGUGGCAACACUGGUGUCGCGGUUCCAACAGUUCUGCGCGCAUUGCACCGCGCACGGAAACCCGUCGAUUGACGCCAUGAAGCGCUGUAUCGGAUACGCAUACGGAAUUGCAGCAGUAAUCAGCGUCAAUGCUGCGCUGAAGGAUUCGCAUGCGUCGCUGUUGUCGGUUCCGCUUGAUCUGGUAGAGUGGAUCCACAGCAUUGCGCUGCGGCUUCUCAAUGCUGCCUAUCGACGUCUCGAGCCCGAGAUCAUUGAUUCAGACAACAGCGGCACUAAGGUGGUAGCUGGUGUCAGCAGCGCCGAUCCAGCAAACAUCAGUAUGUCACUUGGCACUGCGCCACUACAGGGCAGAGAUCAAGAGGCAGUGAUGCGGCGGCAGUCGCUGUCCAGAUCACGACCCCGCCGCGCGACCGCACUGUUGAACAUGCGUAUGACUGCCGGCUGGGUGCUGCUGACCGGAUUGACCAGCCUCGGCACAGACUUUAUUGCAAACAGGGCGCGGUCGGAUUGGCUUCCACUGUGGACCUUGGCAAUGCCGCAGCCCGACAGCGUCGGAUCGAGCGGAUUUGUCACGUCCGACAUGCCGUGGCAUGUACGCGCACAUCAGCUGCAGUCCCGCGUCAUGGCAUUAUCGCAUCUCCUGGCCUACCGCCGAGUGGCAAACGGUGGACUAGACGAUGCAGAGAUUAGGCAGCUGCUGACCUGCCUGCGGUUCACGCUCAUGUUUGCCGAUAAUGCGCUUGAUGCCCCGCCUCCGCCGUCGACAAAUCGGACUCCUGGGACCAGGCACCUUUCAGGGACGUCCCGGUCGUACGAUAUAACUGAUCCAGCCCGGCCAUCGUGGCAGUUGCCGACACAGACGUCAAUCCUGACUAGCCACAUGCAGAUCCGUGACCGGGUCAUAGAGUGCCUGCAGACCUUCGACGAGCCCGGCGUGCUGUCAUCGCUGACACCGGUAAUUACGCGGCUGGUCGAGUCGGUGCUUGCCAGCUCAGACAACAUGUAUGAAAUCUAUGGCGACCAAAUUGGCUCUGCAAUUUCAAGUGUUGCGAGGCAGCAUGCUGUUCGGCGGGACCUCAUGUCACCACGGCCCGCUGGUCAGCAGUUACAAUCACCACAAACAGCCCACCAGUCGCAGGGGAACAGCGGCGGGACAAAUGCAGCCUAUUCAUGUCAGCGUGGUUUCCGCAGCGGUCCCUGGGGCUAUGAAGCGGAGACUGGUGUAACUACAUUGCUGCGCAGCGUUGUAGCCCGGAGCGGCGGUGCGACAGACAUGUCCUCGGAUCAGCAGUCGAGUGCCAGCAUGCCAAUGGCCAGUGGUGUGGCUGCUGGCGAUGAUUUUGCCAGCACACAUAUGCGUGCGGCAGAGUUCGACUGGCUGUUGACGCUGUGUCCAGUGCCCGCCAAGUUCCUAGCAAAGCAGCCGAUUUCGACCAUUGGAAAUAUCGGAGCUUUGUUAGCAGAAUCGCCGGCAUCGUUCAUACUGUGCCAGCAGCCGGCGUCACCGUACACCAAGCUGGUUGACGAUGCCAUCCAGCUCUUCGGCCACCUGUUCCCAACUCUUUCGGAGAACGCGCAGCUGACAAUCCUCGACGGUCUGGUAAUGCGUCUGAACCAGCUGCCGUUCAAUUCGCACCGGUAUCUUGCGGUUCUGACAAACAUCCUGUCUGCACUUUAUGCAGCAAUGCAAGGCGGUGUAUUGGUGCGCCAGGGCCUUAUUAGGCUCGCGAAAAAUAGGCCUUGCGACGCAGCAGUUUGAGAUUGCGCCACGUGUGGCCCGGGCAGUAGUUGAAAUGACGCGCGCCGCACUUAUCUUGCCGUCUCCCGAACACCGUCUACUGGCUGGUGAGAUCAUUGGGCAUUUGGCGACCUUUACCCGGGAUGCAUCGACAUCAUAUAUGCCAUACCUGCUCGAGCAUCUGACGAACCAGGCAAUUCGAUCGCGCGAUCGCUUUGCGCGUGCUGGCACUGCGGUUGCCCUCGGCUCUCUAUACUCACGCGCAGGAUCAAUUGUGGCCGGUGGGCUAUUGCGCCAGGUAGUAGUUUUGCUGCACUCUCUGGCCAGCGACAAGGACCCUAUUGUCCAUACGUGGGCAAUUUCAGCGCUUGCUGAGGCAGCAAUGUCCGCAGGUUUCAUGUUUGAGCCCCACGCCCGCGACACGUUCCAGAUGGCGCUAAAGUUGUUCCUCAGCGACUCGCACGCAUUCCCGCUAUAUGCUUCUGCUCAAUGGAUCCGUGGCAAGGAGCA